AACGGGUGGAUGAAGCAUACCCUAAGCGGUUUACCCCUUUCAAACAAUUCUCAGUACCAAUGUCCUCCUCUACUCUCUCACCAUCACUCUCUUCGCCUUUCCUUCACGAUUCUUCACCUUCUCGCCAUGCACCUCGAUGCUUCAAAUCCUUUUCUGCAAAGUGCUCCCUCGACCAUAUCCCCAAACAAUUCAGAAAGGAAAAUCUCAAAGACGGAUUGAUGGAUAACUACAAGAAUGCACCCCAGUUUCUAUAUGGUCUUACUCCCUCACAAAUGGACAUGUUCGUGAAUGCAGACAAUCCUAUGCAUCAGAUGUCUGAAAAAGUUACCGAGGAAAGCAUUUCAUCUGCUAAAAGUUAUUUGAAUCAUAGUGGGAUGGGUAGGGUAUCUUGCACGGAGAAUAAUGGCUCUUCAAGACACAGCAUGAGUGUUAGUAUGUAUCAAGGAGGUAGGGGAAUGGGAAGGCCCAGAAAAGCUCCACCGGAUUUGCCUUCUUUGCUUUUGGAUGCUCGGAUAUGUUAUCUGGGUAUGCCGAUUGUACCAGCUGUGACAGAACUUAUUCUGGCUCAACUUAUGUGGUUGGAUUAUGAUAACCCUGCCAAACCCCUUUAUUUAUAUAUUAAUUCGUCUGGGACUCAGAAUGAGAAGAAUGAGACUGUGGGAUCAGAAACUGAUGCUUAUUCCAUCGCUGAUAUGCUUUAUUAUGUCAAAUCAGAUGUCUAUACCGUGAAUUUGGCCAUGGCAUAUGGCCAAGCAGCAAUGCUUUUGGCUGCUGGAAAAAAAGGUUAUCGUGCUGUACUGCCACAUUCAUCCACAAAAGUAUUUCUCCCAAAAGUCCACAGAUCAAGUGGUUCUGUUGUAGAUAUGUGGAUUAAGGCAAAAGAGCUCGAGGCAAAUGCCGAUUAUUACAUUGAGCUGGUGGCAAAAGGAACAGGGAAAUCAAAGGAAGAAAUAGCUAAAGAUGUCCAGAGGACUAAAUAUUUCCAAGCACAGGAAGCCAUAGACUACGGACUUGCUGACAAAAUAAUGGACUCAGGAGAAGCUGCAUAUGAAAAACGGAAUUAUAAUGAAAUGCGCGCUACAAGAGCACUCAGGAGACAAUCUGGUGGGAGCCCUCAAGCGGCUCCUUCGGGACUUUAGGUUAUUUCACACAAAAAAUAUUAUGUUUCUUAUGCAUUUCCAUAUACAAAACCUUUAAAGGGUGUUGGUGGGUUUGGUUUAAGUCGAUAGCUAGUAUAGAAAGGUGAAGCAGCUAUCUUCUCUUAUAUCGAGGCCAGAUGGAAUUUUCACCAGUUAGUAUCUUGAGUCUGUAUCUUGGCUUUGGGGUUAUCUGUUAUGGACUUGUAUUACAUGAAUUACCCAUGCUUUGUUUCAACUAAAGAAAAUGACCAGGCCUUGGGGAUUAUUUUCUUAAGUUGUAAAUAUCAAAUCGUUAUCAGAUGAACUUCACGGCUGCAUUAUAUUUUACCUUUGUUUCAUUUUUCA
Cicer arietinum (chickpea) is the source of this 1484-nucleotide messenger RNA. Its product is annotated as ATP-dependent Clp protease proteolytic subunit-related protein 1, chloroplastic. NCBI's taxonomy places the organism in Eukaryota, Viridiplantae, Streptophyta, Magnoliopsida, Fabales, Fabaceae. Gene Ontology annotation, biological process: protein quality control for misfolded or incompletely synthesized proteins. The record is from RefSeq and is a predicted model, not a curated record. Gene Ontology annotation, cellular component: endopeptidase Clp complex. Gene Ontology annotation, molecular function: serine-type endopeptidase activity; ATPase binding; ATP-dependent peptidase activity.